AGAGAGCCUUCCCCCACCAACUCACUCCAUCUAGAAGGUCUCAAGGUGGGUCAAAUCAAAAGCCUAUAAAACUCACUCCCUCUGCUCGUUCCACGCCGACCUUAUUGCCGCUCUCCCAAUCAACCAACCACUGACUCUCCCCCCAUGGGAAGGUCCCCUUGCUGUGAGAAGGCUCACACCAACAAAGGUGCCUGGACCAAGGAGGAAGACGAUCGCCUCAUCUCUUAUAUCCGCGCUCACGGCGAGGGCUGCUGGCGCUCCCUCCCCAAGGCCGCCGGCCUCCUCCGCUGCGGCAAGAGCUGCCGCCUCCGCUGGAUCAACUAUCUCCGCCCUGACCUUAAACGCGGUAAUUUCACCCACGACGAAGACGAGCUCAUCAUCAAACUCCACAGUCUUCUCGGCAACAAGUGGUCUCUCAUAGCCGGAAGAUUGCCUGGCAGGACCGACAAUGAGAUCAAGAACUACUGGAACACCCACAUCAGGAGGAAGCUUUUGAACAGGGGAAUCGAUCCUUCCACUCACCGCCCCCUCAACGUGUCCGCCGAUUCUGCCCACCCCAAUCAAGACGCCGCCACCAUCUCUUUCUCCAAACAACAGGAUAGUGAUGACGGCAAGGCGAGCGUGUUCGCCGACCUUCACAGGGAUGCGAAAAUGGGUGUGGCCGUAGAGCGAUGCCCUGACCUGAACUUGGAGCUCACCAUCAGUCCUCCUCAUCAGAACCAGGAGGCGGAGGAUCGAGUUCAGCCCAUCCUCAAGAGCGGCGGAGGAGGGAGAAGCCUCUGUUUCGCUUGCAGUCUGGGUUUGCAGAACAGCAAGGAGUGCAGCUGUGGAAUCGUUGGCAACAUUAGUGGCGGCACUAGCGGGAGUAGUAGCGCCGGCGGCUAUGAUUUCUUGGGGUUGAAAAGUGCUGUUUUGGAUUACAGAAGCUUGGAGAUGAAAUGAAGCGGCGGACUGUACUUUAUACUAUAGCAUAUCAUUGUUGUAGAACAGGAAACGGGGAGGGAGAGUGAUGUUGAAUUGUUAAUUUUGAAGUCUUCUCUUAAUUCUCUUCUCCUCUCUAGAUUGUAUAAGCAAUUACUGAUGCAUAGGAUAUAGUAUAAGCCGUACAGUUGACGCCGUGAUCA
Molecule: messenger RNA, 1124 nt
Organism: Prosopis cineraria
Lineage: Eukaryota; Viridiplantae; Streptophyta; Magnoliopsida; Fabales; Fabaceae
Product: myb-related protein 308
Exons: 2
Coding region: 145-942 (265 amino acids)
Source: RefSeq, a predicted model, not a curated record